This is a messenger RNA of Meloidogyne enterolobii, 859 nucleotides long. The record is from the annotation of a GenBank genome assembly. NCBI's taxonomy places the organism in Eukaryota, Metazoa, Nematoda, Chromadorea, Rhabditida, Meloidogynidae.
UUAAAUUAUUUAAUUAUGGUGGAGAUUCAAAGAAUUUAUGUAUUCCUAGCUAUUUUCACAAUUGUAUAUUUUCUUGAGGCUAUAGGCGGAACUUAUAUGGUAACGGCAGUACAGAACAUCGAAAGGCAUUUCAGAAUUCCUUCAAAAUUGUCGGGUCUACUCGUCUCUGCACAUGACAUCUCCUAUGUAUUAACAGUGGUAUUGGUCUCUUACUACGGUUCUAGGGGCACCAUAGUUAUGGCAGUAGCACACAUAUUGACUGCCUCUUCCAACUAUUUAUUCCGCAGCAAUCCUGCAAAAUUAAACUUGACACAAAUGGAGGUUAGGCUAAGGCCCAAUGCCAGCUUGUUAGAGUCAUCUCCUCUAACUACAAACAUAUCAACUUUGAAAGAAUUUUUUGACUUUGAACCUAUUAGAGACAGAAUAUCCCCUUAUUUACGCGAAGCAUUAAUAUUAGCUACAAUGGAAAAUAGAAAUUAUUCCAAUGAGACAAGCAUGGUUGAACUACCAAAACGUCCAAUCUAUGCGGGGGAAAAUAAAAAGAGUGGAGGAGAUUACGCUUUGGAUGAGCCUUUAAUGGGGGAGGUAAAUUUAAAAAUAUUUUCAUACCCAUUGAUAAAAAUAGAGAGGAAGUACCGUAUUUCCUUAAAUAAUCCUUAGAGUAAUUAUUUUUGUUAGAUCUCGCCAGAGACCGGGGGGGGGGGAAUUAAUCGAGGGCGUGCAAUUGAUAAAGGUUAUAUGAUAGUUAUAUGUAGAACAGGGUGUCCCUUUCCAAAUCCCCUAAAGGGGGCUCUCAAAAAGGGGCAACGGAGAAAAGGAGGCGAGAAGGUCAAAAGGGAGUGCCUCCCAAAUGAGGCAA